AGCAUCACGACACUUGCUUCCAGUGGCUCGAAACCAUGGCUUCUAGGUGCUCGAGACUGGAGUUCUCAGCAACAACAAGUGAAGUAACAUUUACCAUCAAUGGGAAGACUUACACAGUCAGUGGAGACGUUUCACCAGCCACUUCUCUCAAUACCUACAUACGGAACAAUGCCAACCUGAGAGGUACAAAAGUUAUGUGCCAUGAGGGUGGCUGUGGGUCUUGCAUUGUGGCUGUGACAUCGAAAAAUGCUUUCACGAAAGAGACCUCAACCUAUGCAGUCAAUUCGUGCCUGGUACGUGUGUAUGCCUGUCAUGGCUGGGCCAUUAAAACAAUUGAAGGACUUGGCAACAGGAAGAUGGGUUACAAUGCUUUACAGACACAACUUGCUCACCUGAAUGGCACGCAGUGUGGGUACUGUUCCCCAGGAAUGGUGAUGAACAUGUAUAGCCUGAAGAAUGAUAAAGAUAUCACUAUGCAAGAAGUAGAGAAUUCUUUUGGUGGUAAUAUAUGUCGCUGUACUGGAUAUCGUCCCAUUCUGCAAGCCUUCAAAUCUAUGGCUAUAGAUGCCCCACCACAACUAAAAAACAAAGUACAGGAUAUUGAGGAACUCUGUAAGAGGAACAUUUGUCCAAUGAGUGGCAAGAAAUACUCUGGGAGUUGUAGUGAUUAUGAUUAUGAUGAUGCUGAUGCUAGUGAUGAUAAUGGUGAAGAAGAUUUUGUUCAUGUGAACAUGGAUGGUGCAGAAAUCAUUCAGUCAUCAAAGCAUUCUUCUAUUCACAUAAACUUGAAAGAUGCCCAUUGGAUCAAAGUUACAAAAAUGAACGAAGUUUUUGAAAUUUUUGAUAAAAUUGGUUAUGCCCCAUAUGUUCUAGUUGGAGGGAACACAGCCCGUGGGGUAUACAGACCAACUAUGGAGCCCCAGAUCUACAUUGAUGUGCAAGACAUUCCUGAAUUGAAAAGUUACGUGACAGAACCAACUCUGACGCUAGGUGGAAAUGUGAGCCUCACUGACUGCAUCAAACUAUUUAACUCUCUAUCCAAGAAGAAAAGUAAUUAUGCAUACACAGCAGUACUGGCAAGACACAUCGACCUGAUUGCUAAUGUCCCUGUCAGAAAUGUUGGGACAAUUGCUGGGAACCUGUCCAUUAAGCAUGAACAUCCCGAAUUCCCAUCUGAUAUGUUUCUGAUUUUAGUCACAGUUGGAGCCACCUUGACAAUUGCUUCAAAAACUUUUCUAUACCAAGAUGUGAGCAUGCUUGACUAUCUGGAUAUGGACAUGAAACACAAAGUCAUAAAAAGCAUUACUUUACCCAAAAUGGAUGACAGUUACAGCCUGAAGACCUAUAAGAUUAUGCCAAGGGCUCAAAAUGCUCAUGCAUAUGUGAAUGCAGGAUUUUUGUUUCAAAUAAGGAAAAGUGACAAUGGCAGAAUUCUAAGGAAACCAACCAUAGUGUAUGGCGGAAUCAACCCUUACUUUGUGCAUGCCCAUGAUACAGAGAAUUAUUUGGAGGGCAAGAAUCUCUUUGAUUUUAAAACUUUCAAGACAGCAUUGAGAAUACUUGAUAAGGAACUGAAACCAGACCAAGUGCUACCGGAUGCUUCUCCAAUAUUUAGGAGGAAGUUAGCCUCAGCCCUCUUUUACAAGUUUGUUUUGAGUCUUUCUCCACCUGGAUUACCAGCACGGGUUGCAAGUGGAGGUAAGGAUUUAGUUCGACCGCUGUCUUCAGGGAAACAUCUAUUUGACACUGAUAAAUCCGAGUGGCCCCUAACUCAACCAGUACCUAAGUUGGAGGCCCUUGCUCAAUGUUCUGGAGAGGCAGAGUAUGUAAAUGAUUUACCAGCAAUACCUGGGGAGGCAUAUGCUGCUUUUGUUCUCACAAGUGAGGGUCAAGGAUAUAUCUCAAAUAUUGAUCCUUCAGAAGCGCUGAAAAUUCCUGGUGUUUUGAAGUUCUUGUGUGCUGAAGACAUUCCAGGACUUAACAGCUUCACACCAUUAAAACCAGCCUUUGAAGAAAACGAAGAGGUAUUUUGCAGUGGAAACGUUAAAUAUGCUGGCCAACCACUGGGACUGAUUGUAGCUGAGACACAAAUUUUAGCUUUACAUGCAGUUACAAAAGUCAACGUGGAAUACAGCAAUGUGUCAAGCCCACAACUCAACAUGAGACAUAUAAUUUCAUCAGGUGAUAAGACUCGGAUCAGGGUGGAGAAAGAACCUGAUGCAGCAGAAAAGGAUGUUCCAGAUCGUAAUGAAGUGACUCAUGUAAUUAAGGGAAGUUUUGAUAUAGGAGGUCAGUACCAUUUCACAAUGGAAACACAGCAGUGUAUAUGUGUUCCAAUAGAAGAUGGAAUGGAUGUCUACCCAUCUACUCAAUGGAUGGAUCUCACACAAGUUGGCAUUGCUCAAGCUCUAGCUAUACCCGAGAACAGUAUUAAUGUCAAAGUACGAAGAAUAGGCGGAGGAUAUGGAUCGAAGAUUUCACGCAAUUCACUAGUUUCUGUUGCAUGUGCUCUCGCUGCUCAGAUUCUCAACAGACCAGUACGGCUCAUUAUGAGCUUAGAGUCCAACAUGGAAGCUAUAGGGAAACGGUGUGACGCAGCUGUUAAUUAUGAGGUUGGAACCGACAAUGAUGGAAAGGUACAGUAUUUGAAGGCCGAUUUUUAUGAGAAUGCUGGCGCUUCAUGGAAUGAGAAAACUGUACCUGACUCUGUUUCUUUCAUGAAAAGUUGUUAUGACAGCAGUAAUUGGAAGGUGAAGGGUUACAGUGUUCGAUCUGACAUUCCAUCUACCACAUGGUGCAGAGGGCCAGGUUCCACUGAAGGAACUGCCACUAUUGAGCACAUUAUGCACCACAUAGCUAAGGUUGUUAAGAAGGAUCCAGUUGAAGUAAGACUUAACAAUAUGAGUGUUGAUGAUAAUGCCACACCACAGAUGGUGAAAGACCUGAUAGUUUCUGCAGAUUAUAAUGCGAGGAAGGAAAGUAUUGAUGAGUUUAAUAAGAAUAACCGUUGGACCAAGAGAGGUAUUGCAUUGGUGCCAUUAAAAUAUGGACUAGAAUAUGAAGCAAACUAUUCUGCGCUGGUAUCUAUAUAUGCUGGGGACGGAACAGUGGCUGUAACACAUGGUGGAAUUGAAUGUGGCCAAGGAAUAAACACUAAGGUGGCUCAGGCAGUGGCAUACACUUUGGGCAUAGACUUGGAACUUGUGAGAGUGAAAACCAGCAACAAUUUGACUGCGCCAAAUAACAAAUCUACUGGAGGCAGCAUAACAAGUGAACUCUGCACAUAUGCUGCAGUACAAUGCUGUAAAGAGCUCUUGAAACGUAUGGAGCCAGCAAAAAAAGGUCUCAAGAACCCAGCAUGGCCACAGUGGGUACAAGCAGCUUACCAUCAAAAUAUUGAUCUUUGUGCUACACACAUGUACCCAUACAAUGAUGAUGUGAAAGCUUACAAUAUUUUUGGAGCUACAGUUUGUGAAGUAGAGGUCGACUUGUUAACUGGUCAGUAUCAGAUUCUUCGAGUGGAUAUUGUUGAAGAUGCUGGCAAGAGUAUGAGUCCAGAAAUUGAUAUUGGUCAGGUUGAAGGUGCCUUUGUGAUGGGAUUAGGUUACUGGCUUACUGAGUAUCUUCUAUAUGAUCCAGAAACUGGAAAACUCUUGACAAACAGAACAUGGAAUUACAAACCACCAGGUGCAAAAGACAUCCCUGUAGAUUUUCGCAUUCAGCUAAGAAGAAAUGCACCAAACCCAUUUGGUGUGUUACGUUCAAAAGCAACUGGGGAGCCUCCUCUCUGCAUGAGCUGCAGUGUUUUGUUUGCCCUGAGAUAUGCUCUGGAUUCUGCUCAUGAAGAAGCUGGUAAACCUGAUGAAUGGUAUCAAAUGGAUUUGCCUGCAACAGUUGAACAUGUGUUCCUCGCAAGUCUGACAAAUAUUAACUUAUUUACUUUCUGAGUUUGGUCAUGCAAAUAUGAUAUACAAACACAUGCAUAGAUACACAUUUACAGGGCCUGCCAGAAGGAAUGCUGUGGUUUCACACACCCACAAGUCAGGAAUGAAACAAAUAUGUAAGCAUUAGUACUUGCAGUGUAAUUUUAAACUCAAACAGCUUUACUGACACAAGUUGUAAGGGCACAUUUUCUGUAGUUAACGGACAGCAACUUUGAUUACGUGUUCUGCGUGAUCAGUACAAUAUCUAAUAUACAGCAGAAAGUAUAGACCCUGUUGUGGCAUGCAAAAAUUGUAUCCAUUAUUCGAAUUUAAUGUGAAUUUAUUCAUAUUGUAUAUUAAGAAUACAUAAUUAUCUUUUAAUAUGUUAAUUACCUUCGAUAUAAUACUUGACAAUGUUUUGAAUAAUUAAGACUAUAUAGCAUUGAAUUAUAGGAUAUUUAGUGAAUAAUUAAUUUUAGUGGAUUUGGAAGGUAACAGUUGUGGUAAAUAUUAAGUUGUUUUCUGUACAGACUAAGUAAAACCAUGUAAAACUUCUGUAUAUCCAGUCUCAUGGCCAGAUUAUGAUUUUGGACAUCUGAAUGCAAAGCAGGAUUCUAGCACAAAAUAGAGAACUUGUCCUUGGUGAAAAUAAUUAUGAUAAACAAGGGAACAGGUGGUUUUGGCAGCCGGCUUUGUAGUGAUCUUGCACAUUUUUAUUUGUUUAUUUGUGGUGUAUUUAAUAACGCUGUCAUUAAUGCCUACUGCAGUGUUGAAUGAUUCAGUGAUGGUAGAUAAUGAAUUACAGCCAUACAUCGGAGACAUUGCAGGUUCGGUUCCAGGUAACCAUAAUAAAGCGAGUUACACGAAUUCUUUUUUGGUUUCCCGGUGCAAAUACUAAAAGUUAUGUUUACACUAUACUGUAGUCUGUUAAGUGUGCAAUAGAAUUAUGCCUAAAAACAAUGUACAUACCUUAAUCAAAAUAUAUUAUAUUGCUAAAAAUGCUAACCAUUAUCUGAGCUUUCAGAGAGUC
Messenger RNA from Cryptotermes secundus, 4953 nucleotides. RefSeq names its product xanthine dehydrogenase. NCBI's taxonomy places the organism in Eukaryota, Metazoa, Arthropoda, Insecta, Blattodea, Kalotermitidae. Bases 36 to 3947 code for a protein of 1303 amino acids. The transcript has 27 exons. The record is from RefSeq and is a predicted model, not a curated record. Gene Ontology annotation, molecular function: iron ion binding; 2 iron, 2 sulfur cluster binding; oxidoreductase activity.